UUUUUUCAAAUACCGUUGAUUUGCUACUAUUUUUAAACGGCAUACACUUUAUCGUUUUUAAAAAAAAAUAUUCUUAUCUGCCUAGUUUCGCUUUAAAAAUGUCUACUUCAUGUAAUGGUGAAAUUGAUGAAGAAAAAAAUAAUGACGAAGCUGCUUUUAAAACCGCCACAGCAUCGGUUCUUCUCCGUUCAACUCCAGUACCAGAAAAUUCUGUAACAGUAAAAGGACCCGAUUUUAACCAACAAUUAACUUUACAUGAAUUACUGGAAAAUUAUUCUCGAAUUGGGUUUCAAGCUUUUAGUGUCGGGAAGGCUAUUGAACUUAUAAAUAAAAUGCGUAGAUGGAGAUUAUCAGAUGAACCAAUAUUACCGGAUGAGACAGAAGAAUAUAAAGAUCCAUUAAUAAGAUCUACAACAAAAUGUAAAAUUUUUUUAGGAUAUACGUCAAAUCUAGUUUCAUCUGGAUUACGAGAAAUAAUUAGAUUUUUAGUACAACAUUCAUUGGUUGAUGUUAUAGUAACAACAGCUGGUGGUAUAGAAGAAGAUUUCAUUAAAUGUUUAGGUCCAACUUAUUUAGCAGAUUUUGAAUUAAAUGGAUCAGAAUUAAGAAAAAACGGUAUGAAUAGGAUUGGUAAUUUAAUUGUACCCAAUGAUAAUUAUUGUAAAUUCGAAGAUUGGGUUAUACCUAUAUUAGAUAAAUUAUUAGAAGAACAAAUAAGUAAGGGAAUAAUAUGGUCACCAUCAAAAGUCAUUAAUAGAUUAGGUAAAGAGAUAAAUAAUCCUGAAUCAAUAUAUUAUUGGGCAUACAAGAAUAAUAUUCCAGUAUAUUGUCCAGCUCUUACAGAUGGUUCAUUGGGUGAUAUGAUUUAUUUUCAUACUUUUAAGAAUCCGGGAUUAGUUAUUGAUAUAGUAUCCGAUAUAAAAUCGAUAAAUCAACAAGCUGUAUUUGCAAAGAAAACUGGAGUAAUUAUUUUAGGCGGAGGCAUAGUUAAACAUCAUAUAUGUAAUGCUAAUCUUAUGAGAAAUGGAGCUGAUUAUGCAGUUUAUAUAAAUACUGGUCAAGAAUUUGAUGGAAGUGAUUCAGGCGCUAGACCCGAUGAAGCUGUUAGUUGGGGCAAAAUUAGAAUGAAUGCUGAACAUAUUAAAGUAUAUGCUGAUGCUACAAUUGUAUUUCCACUUAUUGUUGCCGAAACUUUUGCUAAAGAUAUUCAUAAAUAAAAAAGAAAUAAUAAACCUUUUUUUU
This is a messenger RNA of Rhizophagus irregularis DAOM 181602=DAOM 197198, 1242 nucleotides long. RefSeq lists its product as uncharacterized. Gene Ontology annotation, molecular function: deoxyhypusine synthase activity. Gene Ontology annotation, cellular component: cytoplasm. Lineage: Eukaryota; Fungi; Glomeromycota; Glomeromycetes; Glomerales; Glomeraceae. The record is from RefSeq and is a predicted model, not a curated record. Gene Ontology annotation, biological process: peptidyl-hypusine biosynthetic process.